Molecule: messenger RNA, 4116 nt
Organism: Glarea lozoyensis ATCC 20868
Lineage: Eukaryota; Fungi; Ascomycota; Leotiomycetes; Helotiales; Helotiaceae
Product: P-loop containing nucleoside triphosphate hydrolase
Exons: 11
Coding region: 1-4116 (1371 amino acids)
Source: RefSeq, a predicted model, not a curated record
AUGGCUGGAACUGGCCCGACGAUGGCUGAAAUUCGUGCAAUCUCACUUCGAGGCAAACCAGAUGCAGACAAGAUUGGAGAAGAUUUUGGUGUUGCAGUCCUUCCUCAUGAUGUGUUUCAACCUGCAUGUACUAAGGAUGAUUUCUUGUGGUUUAAGGUCAAGGCAAGGCACUCUGUUGGUAGACUCCGACAAGCAUACAUCAAGCAAAAGGCGGUAACAGAUGUCGAAUUUGCAUAUGAUGGCGUACCUAAGAUCGAUGAUGCUGUUCAAGUCCGAAAUCUCAACCAAUUCAAUGAUAAUAUCGUUGUGUUUACAACUAAACUUCGACAGACGCAGCCUCCUAGGAUGCCUUUGCAGCCUAUUGAUCCCCAGACUUCCACCCCACGGAAGCAUGCAGACCAGAAACCGAUGCUCAAGAGCGAGCCACAGGCUUCUCCUAGCCGUUCACCAUUCUUAAAUAUGCUACCUGCGGCUAGUACGUUGGAUAGAGCGGUUAUGCCUUCACCUCAAACGGUGGCAGUGAAGCACGAACCCGAACACCAACCUUGGUUCCCCCUAGAGGUUGCAAGACCAACAGUUCCUGAAAAAGCCUUCGCGCCAAAAACAGAAGAGGCAGAGGAUGAGAUGGAUAUGGACCACAAAGAGCCGGUGCCGGAUCAUGGGAGCGUAAGAAACGCAGAGAUGCAGAAGCUCAUCGAAACGGCGACGCCCGAAUACUUGAGGCCAAGGUUGCUGAUUACAAGCAUCUCCUUGGAUAAUAAGCAUUGGCUCGAACAACUAUCAAACUUACGGAACACCACAGUCCAGACACCUACCGUCAUCGGUGUAGUAGGCAAUACAGGUGCCGGCAAGAGUUCUGUUAUCAACGCUCUCUUAGAAGAAGAACGGCUUGUACCAACCAACUGCAUGAGAGCUUGCACGGCCGUCGUUACUGAAAUGUCAUGGAAUGAUUCUGAUGACCCAUUGAAAAAAUACCGUGCGGAAAUUGAAUUCAUCGACCCCAAGGAGUGGGAAAAGGACCUGAAAGCUUCUUUAGACGAAUUAACCACCGAAAGUGGAUCUCUCGCCAGAGAUAAUGGCAAUCCAGAUUCUGAAGCCAGUGUUGCGUGGGCAAAAGUUCGGGCUGUUUACCCUCUGAAAACUAAGGAGCAACUUGCUGAAAGCAGUGUUGAGCAACUUAUGAAAGAACAGGCCGUGCAAAACGUGCUGGGAACGACGCAGAAACUCGAGAAAAGGGAUUCAGACGUCUUUUACCGCGCUCUACAGUACUAUGUGGAUAGCAAAGAAAAGUCGAAAAAGAAGAAAGACAAAAAUGCUCCGGCCGAGAAGAAGCAGAUGGAAUUUUGGCCUCUGAUUAAGGUGGUCAGGAUUUACGUAAAAGCUGAUGCUCUGUCCACUGGGGCAAUCUUGGUCGACUUACCUGGAGUACAUGAUUCUAAUGCUGCCAGAGCUGCGGUUGCCGCAGGUUAUCUUAAACAAUGUACCGGCUUAUGGGUCGUGGCACCAAUUGGCAGAGCGGUCGACGACAAAGCUGCCAAAAAUCUUCUUGGGGAGUCUUUCAAGCGUCAAUUGAAGUUUGAUGGUACCUACUCACGAGUGACAUUUAUUUGCUCCAAGACAGACGACAUAUCUACAACUGAAGCUGCGGAUACCCUGAACUUGGAAGAUCGUGUAGGUGAUGAUUGGGCAAGGAAGGAUGAAAUCGAAGAGGAGCAAGCAACACUCCAACAGGACGUGAAAGAUCUCCUCGAAACAAAAUCCUGUUAUCUGGAUACCAUCAACGCAGCUGAGAACGAAACCGAAGUUUACGAGGAGCUGUUGAAAAGUCUGAAGGAUGAAGAAACUGUAUACGCUCCCUCGACUAAAAAGAGAAAGCGGUCGCCAAAACCCGAAAAGACUCGCAAGAAGAAGAAGUCGAAGCAAGCUGAGGAUAGUGAUGAUGAUAGCUUUAUCAACGACGACGACGAGGAAGAAGAAGCCAUCUCUAGUGAAGAUGAGGAUGAGGAUCAGAGCGACGACAGCGACAACGAGCCUGAAGAAGAAGAGCGAACUCCCCUGACCGAAGAGGAUAUUCAAAAAGUCCUUGAAAAUAUGAAAACCCAAAAGAAAAACGCUCGCCGCGAACGAACAGAAAUUGAUCACAAGGUCGCCGCCAAGAAAGCCGAAAUUGCAUCGUUGGAAAAAGCAAAGAAGGUCAUUGAGGUCAGGGUCAAUUCUAUCUGCAUUCAAGCAAGAAACGACUAUUUCACUACAGCCAUCCAGCAAGAUUUUGCCGACGGCGUGAAGGAAUUAGACAUGGAAAACGCUGAAGAAGAGAAUGAAGACAACUUUGACCCAGAUAGGGAGAUUCGAGACUAUGCUGAAGUUGCAAAGUCAUUGAAGGUGUUCUGCGUUAGUUCGAGAGCUUACCAAAAGCUUUCUGGUCGAAUGAAGAAAGAUGCGGAUGUACCAGGCUUUCCGGAAAAGGACGAUACAAUGAUUCCUCAACUCCAAGCUCACUGCAAAAAGUUGACUGAAGGCGGCCGAGCAUCCAACUGUCGCAGAUUCCUCACCGACCUGAAUCAACUGCUAAAUUCUCUCAGUCUUUGGUCUGCGAAUGACGGCACUGGAUUACAUAUGACCAAAUCACAAGUCGAUGCUGAAUCUCGAUUCUUGAAAGCUCGUCUUCAAACUCUUGACAAGAGCUUGGACAAGACAGUAGAGGAAUGUCUUCAAGAUAUGAGAGAUACCCUUGCAGAGAACAUUUUUUCGAAUUUCCCAGCUCUGGUGCAGCAGGUAGCUGCAGAAGCAACAUCCACAGCUCAGCGCUGGGGAGAUCGCAACAAUGGAGGAUUCUACUGGUCAACUUACAAAGCUCUGUGUCGCAGAUCAGGUGUCUUUCAGAAUGGCACUGGUCUACACGAUCUGAACGCGGAUCUGGCUGAACCCAUUAUGAAAAGUUUGGCUAACAACUGGGAGAAGGCGUUUGGUCGCAGACUUCCAGGUGUUUUAGAAAACUUUUCGAAGAAAUCCAAAAGCUUUUUAUAUGCGUUCCACAAGGAAGUCGAAACCUGGUGCGUCAAAAAUGGUAUUGGUGUUGCUGGAUUGGGGAUGCUUGGUCAACAGCUCCGAAACUACGAAGCCACAUUUACGGAUUUGGUAGGCGUAAUGAAAGGAUUUAUCAACGAUAUUCAGCGAGAUGCCAAUCGAGAAUUCACACCAGCAAUUGCAAGCAAGCUUGCAUCUGCAUAUGAGUUCUGUGCUUCAGAAGUUGGACCUGGUCAACUUGUUAGGAUGAAACGCCAUAUGGGCGAGCAUAUUGAGGACACAAGGUCAGCCAUGUUUAGAGAGAGUGUCGAUGCUGUGCAAACUAGACUGGUCACGAUGUGCAAGCAGGUUGCAGAGGAGAUGGCUGCUAAGACUGAGGAAGUUUGGUCUAUCAUGAACCGGGACUAUACUCAAGUCAAUUCUGGAACUCAACUUCCAGAAGGCGAACAGAUGCCUAAAUGGGAACGCAAUCUUCGUGCUGAGAUUGCCAACAUGCUCAGAGAACCUGAAAAGACCAUUGAAAUUGUGAAACAAGCUAUCGAACAGGCUCGACUGGCUGAAGAAGCAAGGUUAAAGGCCGUUGAGGAAGCCAGGAUAGCUGCUGAGGCAGAAAGAGCGCGACUUCUAGCAAAAGCAAAAAAAGCCGAGGAAGAGAGAAUAGCAAUGGAGAAGAAAAUUGCUGAGGCUAAAAAGGCGGUUGAGGAGAAGAUCCGAAAGGAAGCCGAGGAGGAAAAGGCCAAAGCUGAAGAAGAGAAGAUGCAGAGAGAAGCUGAAGAGAAGAAAGCUCUUGAAGAUAGUGCAGCAGAGGUCGACAACACCGAAUCUGCGCUAGCUCCAAUUGAAGAGUCUACUGAAGACUCGCCGGUAAAGCCUUCUGAGACUGGACCAGGUGCUGAGAGCACUGAGAUGGACAUCGAUAGAAUUUCCGGGACUGAAGUUGGCAAGGAAGCUAAUGUUGAAAAGCCAGUCGAUCACAUCGAGACCGAUAAGAUGGAUGUUGACAUUCCCCAAGACAACGAGCCAAAAGCAAAUGAAACACAAGUCGAGGAGCCCAGCGCCCAUACAUCAGAAACCGUCACACCAUUGUGA